AUGCAACCCCAUUUCGACGCUCUCUUUGCCGAAUCCGUUCGAUCUAGCCCCAGCCUAUCCCCCUCAAGCUCGUCUUCAAGCCUGUCCACCCAUGGCGCCACCCAGGCCGCCACCCAGGGCGGCAACUACGACGAGCCGCCUUCCAAAAUCGACCUCCGAGCCCUCGACUAUGUUACAGACUACGAUUCGCAUUUGAUGUGUCCGAUAUGCCACGUCCCCUUCCUCCACCCUGUUGUGCUCGAGUGUGAUCAUACGUUCUGCAACUCCUGCCUGAAAGAAUAUCGAGAAGGGGCCAGUAGUGGUGCCCGCUCACGAUGUCCUACCUGUCGAGCUGUCUUAUCGUCGGGACCGCGGAAAGCCUCUCGGCUCAUUGUGAACAUGUGUAAUGAGACCAAAGUCCGGUGUCCCAAUGACGACUGUCAAGAGGUUCUUCCACGUGGCUGUGUCGAACACCACGCUACAAAGGAGUGUCCGCAUGAAAGGCUUCGGUGUCCCGAUCCGAAAUGUGACAAGCUUGUCAAGAGAAGGAAUCAUGUGCCGGCGCAGUGUAUACACAUUUCGCACAUCGAAUGCGACUGCGGGGCGGUGAUCGAACUGGGUAAGGGAGAAUGGUUGCGGCAUAAAGAUGAAGAUUGUCCCAACACCGGGGUAAAGUGUGAGGAAUGCGGGCAAAGGAUCUCGGCCAGUGACUACCCUGGCCACAUCUGCAACCCAGACGACGACCACAGUUGUCCAGGGAAGCAAUAUGGCUGUACAGACGACUUCUCACCUGAAGACUCGGAGGCUCACUUGAAAUCAUGCCCUCUGGCUCGGUUGGCCCCUCAUCUCCAGAAACAAUCACAACUUCUCCAGUCACUGCAAGAGCAGUUGAUCAUGGUCAAAGUACGCAAUGAGGUGCUUGAGAACGGGUUUGAAAAGAUCCAUGACGUUCUGAAUGACCGGGUUCUCCCUUAUGUCUCACAUUCAGACCAUUCGCCAGCAGAAGCUUCGGAUAUUGAAGAAAUUGAACGCGACCAUAUCCCCUCGGCCUUGUCGCAGCGUGAUCUGCUGAUGCCAGCACAUCUUGGCGAUCUGACACCAUCUGCCGACCCAGACUCGUUGUCCAUCUCUCAAACACAACAACACUUGCUGGCCUUACACGAAUCGCUGCGUGGAAAUGUGUCGAACAUUGAGAACAACAUUUCUACCUUGACCAACACCAUCUCCGACCUAGAUGCACGAACAUCUAUGCAAAUCAUGAACGAAACUCUCCGUAUCAAAGAAGACCUGGCCCAUACCAGCGCCGCAUUGUUCAGCACGAGAGCGCAGGUUCAGUGGUUGAUGAACCGAGAGAGGGUAGGACAACAACAACAAGCCAUGGGUAUACGUGGUCGAGCACCAUCUGCGCAGCCUCCAGUGUCAAACCAGGCUCCUUCAGCCCGGAGUUCUGUUUCUGAAGGAGGGGAUUCUUCCGGCCAGGGCCAAAGUCUAGAAGGUCAGCCAUCGGCAUCAAUUCUGGGAUCCAGUCCAAGUUUUCGACCUCAAAUUAGGCGACAGAGCGGUGGUAGUCAAGAGAGAGUCAAGUUAUAA
This is a messenger RNA of Capronia epimyces CBS 606.96, 1569 nucleotides long. RefSeq lists its product as uncharacterized. The record is from RefSeq and is a predicted model, not a curated record. Lineage: Eukaryota; Fungi; Ascomycota; Eurotiomycetes; Chaetothyriales; Herpotrichiellaceae. The transcript has a single exon. Gene Ontology annotation, molecular function: zinc ion binding. Bases 1 to 1569 code for a protein of 522 amino acids.